AAGGCUAGAGCAUCUCUCAUAGCUCACUCACUUUCAAAGCCAGCUGAAGGCAAGAGGAAGCCCUUGAGAGAGCCCCCAUCAGUGUGUUUCUGACUUUUAUGGACUUGGCUUGCUAGAAGUCUGAAAGAGAUGAUGGCAGGAAUGCAAAUCCAGCUGGUAUGCAUGAUACUCCUGGCUUUCAGCUCCUGGAGUCUGUGCUCAGAUUCAGAAGAGGAAAUGAAAGCAUUAGAAGCAGAUUUAUUGACCAAUAUGCAUACAUCAAAGAUCAGCAAAGCAAGUGUCCCCUCUUGGAAAAUGACCCUGCUAAAUGUUUGCAGUCUUGUAAAUAACCUCAACAGCCAAGCUGAGGAAACAGGAGAGAUUCGUGAAGAGGAGCUUCUUACAAGAAGGAGAACCCCCAUUGCUUUAGAUGGCUUUAGCUUGGAAGCAAUGCUGACAAUAUACCAGCUCCAAAAAAUCUGUCACAGCAGGGCCUUUCAACACUGGGAGCUAAUUCAGGAAGAUAUUCUUGAUACUGGAAAUGACCAAAAUGAGAAGGAAGAAGUCAUAAAGAGAAAAAUUCCUUACAUUCUGAAACGGCAGCUGUAUGAGAAUAAACCUAGAAGACCCUACAUACUCAAAAGAAGUUCUUAUUACUACUGAGAGGAUAAAUAUUUUAUUUAAAUGUGAUUGUGGUUUAUUAUCCUUUAAUUAAGUAUCAGAUUACAUUAAUGUGAAAAUGUGACAGAACACACUUAUUUUGUCUCUUCUCCAGUUGUGGUUUAUUGGAUGUGAUUUUUCUGCAUUGAUAUAAAUUGAACUAAAUGUUUUUAAAUAAAUCUAGAUCUUGAGCAUGAUGUGUUGUGUAUACUUGAUGUAGCUAUUAAGUCACAUAUAAAAUGUUAUUUAUAAUUUUGCA
Messenger RNA from Galeopterus variegatus (Sunda flying lemur), 898 nucleotides. RefSeq names its product neurotensin (gene NTS). Lineage: Eukaryota; Metazoa; Chordata; Mammalia; Dermoptera; Cynocephalidae. The transcript is spliced from 4 exons. Gene Ontology annotation, cellular component: axon terminus; extracellular region. Gene Ontology annotation, molecular function: neuropeptide hormone activity. The record is from RefSeq and is a predicted model, not a curated record. Bases 130 to 642 code for a protein of 170 amino acids.